AUGACUUUGUUUUUUAAUUUUUAUUCGUACUCUAACAAGAAAUUAAUGAAAGGAAUUAUAAAAUCAUGACAAGCAGGGGAAAUCACAGAAGUACACGAAUAAAUUAUAAAUUCCAAAAUGAAACGUCCGAACCUAAAGGAACAAAACCUAUUCGGGAAGCUUCAUCAAUAUUAGAAGUUUUCAUACUAAUGAUUGUGCAUAUUUGUAAGAAGGUACUCUUCUUUGACACAAAUUUAAAAAUAGCUGUAUAUUUAGGAGCUCUCUUUUUAUUGUCCCUUAUAGCGGAUGUUCUUACAUUUCCAAAAACUUACUUUUCAAGAAGUGACAAUAUAUUUAACCAAUAUUUUGUGAAAAUAGGCUGGUUCUGGACACUAUUUUUAACAGUUCCAUAUGUUUAUUUGACAUCUCACACUACUUGUUGUGGAAAAAGAAAACUAAUUGUAACAGCUCAUUUAAUGAGAUUGUUAGUUGCUACUGGGUUUUGGUAUGUGUGGGUUACAUUAUUCAAUAUAGUUGAAAUAAAUUAUGGGCGAUGUAAUUCAAGAUCUUACAAUGAUAAAGUUUCUUGUUUGAAAGAAGGCCACUUUUGGAAUGGUUUUGACAUAUCUGGACACUGUUUUAUAUUGAUUUACUCAAGUUUAGUUUUAAUUGAAGAGGCAAGAGCUAUUAACGGAUGGGAAAGGAUCAGAGAUUACAUUAGAGAUGAAAAGUACUCAAGAAGUUUAAAUGACAAAUCGCCGAGUAGCAAUCCCCUUAAAAAUAUCAGUAAAGAAGAAUUAGAGACACUUAAAACAUCAUAUGAAAAAUUUACACCAUAUGUGAGGGCAUUUCUGAUAGCUAUGGCACUUCUUCAACUUCUAUGGGAUGUUAUGUUGGUAUCAACAAUAUUGUAUUACCAUAUCAUGGUGGAGAAAUUCAUUAGUGGAAUAAUAGCAAUUUUUACAUGGUUUGUAACAUACAGAGUUUGGUAUACAAUACCUUAUUUACUACCAAAUUUACCUGGUCAAGGAAUAUUCAAAUAUAAUAUGGAAAAAGUAAACACAACUAACAUACCACUAAGAAAAAGAUCUAUUAUAACAGACAGUAAGCAUUUUAUGGGAAUGCCUAUUAAUAAAGGUCAAGAUCAUGAAGAUGUAAAAUAAGGAAUGGUUUUACUUUUUUUUUUUUGGUGUUAUUGGUAGUAAGUUUAAUAAAUGAUGGUUAUUUAUUUUUAAAUACCUAUAAGCUUGAAUUUUUAUACCUGUAAAUUUUGGUAGGGUAAUUAAUUGUUUUGUUUCGAGGCACAAAUCUUCAUUAUAAUAUAGGUAUAUAAUAGUAAUUGUAUAUUAAAUGUUAAUGAAGGGUUGUGCCUGCAGCAUGUAAACAUUGUUGCAUUAAGUACUAAAAAAAUUGUACCAUUUGUAUAAAGUCAUAUUUUUCAGUAGAGCAAAAAUAUGUCUAUUUCUCUAUUACAUAAUUAUUUAUUAAAUAUAUUUUUUUUUUUAGAAAAAUAUUAACAGUUCUUUUAUAUUUGGUUAUGUAUUUUCCUAGCUUUAAUCCAAAACUUUUUCAUUUAAAUUUUAUGUAGUAGGUACUAGAAUUUAAGCAGAAAUAUACCUAUGUACGUAUAAUAUUAUAUUCAUAACUUGCCAACAAUUAAAGAUACAAUUGGUGAAAGAAUUACCAUUGCAUAUUGUCUGCCACCUCCCUGCCCUGAUGCAUAAUUUUAAUUUUAUAAAGACUGCUAAAGAUCUAUAAGAAGCCCACAAAAAUCCACCUGGUAACCUGCAUUGCAGUAAAGUAGUAGAUUGACAUGUAUUCCUGUCUUGAAAGUGGAUUAUUUUGCUGUGUGCUAUAAAUAAGGCUGAUGAUAACUUUUCAUGGAAACUGAAGCACUAUUUUAGCAAUAGAGUUAUAUAGGUACCUGAGCAACACCUUGGAUGUAGUUGUAGACUGCAGGAUCAGACUGAAUCCGUUUUAGAAUAGACUGGACAAACAUCAGAGAGACAAAAUGCACAAAAAAUUAUAAAGGUGCAUCAGCAAAAUCUGCUUAAUAAUAAUAAUAAUAAUAUUGGGUAAAUAUUUGUGGAUACUCUGUAUGUAUAAUAAAAAGACUUGUUCUAUUAUAAAUGUAUCGAGAACCUAUUUAUGUGGGGUAUAUAUUUCUUUUAUAUAUACACAAGUUAUUAAAUAAAUAUUUUAUGAGGUUUUGAAAUGAAACAUGAAUGUUUUUCCCUCAUUUAUACUUUUAAAAUUUACUUUUGUUUGUAAAUUUUGGUGGUUUGUAUAAACUACUUUACUUAUCAAUUUCUUGUAGUGCCUUCAACGGAAUUUCGACUUGCCUUACUCUAUUUUUGGUUUUGUAUUACAAUAAAGAUUGAGCCACACUGGACGGAUUAUGCACCAAAGCCAAACUGCGAGACGGCGCGGCGGUCUUCUGAAGCUUGAGCAGUUUAUCACAUACGAUUUCGCAUAAAUAUCGUCAUCGAAUUUUUAGUCUUGGCAAUUCCGUCCAGUGCCGGCACAUAAAUGCUCAUUAAGUGUUUAUUAAAAAUUUACCAAGUAAA
Molecule: messenger RNA, 2546 nt
Organism: Pararge aegeria (speckled wood butterfly)
Lineage: Eukaryota; Metazoa; Arthropoda; Insecta; Lepidoptera; Nymphalidae
Gene: Fitm
Product: acyl-coenzyme A diphosphatase FITM2
Exons: 1
Coding region: 66-1142 (358 amino acids)
Biological process (GO): phospholipid biosynthetic process; lipid droplet organization; lipid storage
Cellular component (GO): endoplasmic reticulum membrane
Source: RefSeq, a predicted model, not a curated record